Molecule: messenger RNA, 4405 nt
Organism: Bubalus bubalis (water buffalo)
Lineage: Eukaryota; Metazoa; Chordata; Mammalia; Artiodactyla; Bovidae
Gene: WNT9B
Product: Wnt family member 9B
Exons: 4
Coding region: 161-1234 (357 amino acids)
Biological process (GO): neuron differentiation; cell fate commitment; canonical Wnt signaling pathway
Cellular component (GO): extracellular region
Molecular function (GO): cytokine activity; frizzled binding
Source: RefSeq, a predicted model, not a curated record
GGGGGGCUCGCCGCUCGGGGAUGGGUGCCGCCAGCGCCGCUCCCUCCCCACCUCCCCGCUCCGCCCCGCUUGGGUUUAAAGCCCUGCGGGCGGCUGGUGGCUGCGCUGCGAGCGCUGCGCGGCGCGAGGAGAUGCAACUGGGCUCCGCGCCGCCGGCAUCAUGCGCCCCCCGCCCGCGCUGGCCCUGGCCGCGCUCUGCCUGCUGGCGCUGCCCGCCGCCGCCGCCGCCGCCUACUUCGGCCUGACUGGGCGGGAGGUCCUGACGCCCUUCCCCGGGCUGGGCACCGCUGCCCCAGCACAGGGUGGGGCCCACCUGAAGCAGUGUGACCUCCUGAAGUUGUCCCGCCGGCAGAAGCAGCUCUGUCGGCGGGAGCCAGGCCUGGCUGAGACCCUGCAGGAUGCCGCACACCUCAGCCUGCUCGAGUGCCAGUUUCAGUUCCGGCAUGAGCGCUGGAACUGCAGCCUGGAGGGGAGGACGGGGCUGCUCAAGAGAGGUUUCAAGGAGACGGCCUUCCUGUAUGCGGUGUCCGCAGCCGCCCUCACGCACACUCUGGCCCGGGCCUGCAGCGCUGGCCGCAUGGAGCGGUGCACCUGUGAUGACUCCCCGGGCCUCGAGAGCCGGCAAGCCUGGCAGUGGGGUGUGUGUGGUGACAACCUCAAGUAUAGCACCAAGUUCCUGAACAACUUUCUGGGGCCCAAGAGAGGAAGCAAAGACCUGCGGGCACGGGCAGACGCCCACAACACCCACGUGGGCAUCAAGGCCGUGAAGAGUGGCCUCCGGACCACGUGUAAGUGCCACGGCGUGUCAGGCUCCUGCGCCGUGCGCACCUGCUGGAAGCAGCUGUCCCCGUUCCGCGACACAGGCCAGGUGCUGAAGCUGCGCUACGACUCAGCCGUCAAGGUGUCCAGUGCCAGCAAUGAGGCCUUGGGCCGCUUGGAGCUGUGGGCACCAGCCAGACCAGGCAGCCCCAGCAAGGGCCCGGCUCCGCGGCCUGGGGACCUGGUCUACAUGGAGGACUCACCCAGUUUCUGCCGGCCCAGCAAGUACUCGCCUGGCACAGGGGGCAGGGUGUGCUCCCGCGAGGCCAGCUGUAGCAGCCUGUGCUGCGGGCGCGGCUACGACACCCAGAGCCGCCUGGCGGCCUUCUCCUGCCACUGCCAGGUGCAGUGGUGCUGCUACGUGGAGUGCCAGCAGUGUGUGCGGGAGGAGCUUGUAUACACCUGUAAGCACUAGGCCCGCUGCCCAGUGUGCCAGCCAGGCGCUGCCAGGACUUCCCAUGGCACCGGGCCACCUCCAGGCCACCCGGCUGUCCAGCCGCUCCCCCCCAACCCCUGCUCCCGCCAACCCGGGCAGGAGCACGUGUCAUGCGCAUGAUCACCCACGUGCGUGCCAGCACACUCAUGUGCCUCUCCCCAUUGGCUCCCAUCAGGCUUCCCCUCUCUCAGCUCUCAGCAAGGAGAGCCCCACCCCUGAACCUGAGGGUCCCCAGCCUGGUUGAGGACUUGGAGCAGGAGGGCAGAGUGGAAAGGAUGUGGAGGGAACUAAGGGAGACCCAGAGGAGGGCAGGACUGAGGUUUUAGAGAAGAGAGAGAGUACAUCUCGCCAUCACGAAUCCUGGGAUUAGUGGCCUAAAGCCAGCCAGAGGUUGGGAGGUGAACUUCUGGGCCAAGAAGGCCCAGGGAGGCAGGGCCAGCUGGAAGCUAAGGCUGGAAUCUGGCUGGGAUGGGUCAGGUCAGCCCUCAGGCCCCACCCAGGUGAUAGUCAACUCCGGGGGUCAUACGCCUUCAUUUCCCCACCCUGGAGCUUUGCUGUGCUAGAGAUGGGAGGAAAGGCCAGGUGGUUGGAGCCGUUGGUCUGGAGAAAGGAAAGCAGGAGUCAGCUAUGUGCCCUGGAUCCUUGUGAUUUGGUUUUUAAAAUAUGCCUCCACCAGCCCUCAUUCUCACCUUGAGAGCUGAGUAAUCCAUGCCCAACCAGCGCUGCUCAGUAAAAACACCAGUGGACGCGAGCCCAGUAGAAGAGCCAGUCCCCAGGGUGAGGCUCAGAUAGUACACCGAGGUUGCCCAGGGAGAUAGAGACCCCCUCAGUUUCUCAGCACCCCCAUGAGCCCACUUGGGUCAACUCCCAGUGGCUGGGGUCGCCCUGUGCGGUGAGGCCCUGCACAGCUGGCGUGAUAUACGAGAGCUGGUGUAUGAGUUUUGAUUCGGUUACAUUUCUACUUCUGUGGCUACUCAUCUAAUUAAGGCUUUUGCUUGGGCAGGAGUUAUGAACAUGGGAAGUGUUUGCUAAGCUGGGCUCUUUGGGGGCCCCUUUCAUUUACUAAGGGCCCUCCACCUUGGCUUUUACCUGAGGAAGAGAAGUGGCUGCUAAUUCCUUCCGAUACUGUGGACAUUUCCAGGGCUACCUACUAAGGCCCUGGGAGGGAGGCGAGAGGAGCUGGUACUACCCAUGGGUACACACAGGGCUCCCCACUCCAACAUGCAGGCACGCCCCUGGGACUUGCCAGGCAGGCAUGCCCCUGGGACCUGCCAGGCUGAGGGCUCUCAUUCAGCGGCACACACCUCUCUGGAUCAGGAUGCAGACCUUGCAGGGGUCACUUUGCUGGAAGCCAUGUGCUUUCCCAGAGCAGGGCCUGAUGCCAGCCGGGAGGAAGUGACCUCCUUCGGGACGCCCUUGGCUGCCCUGCCGGCCCUGCCGCGCCCUCUGUCAGCUUCCUUUCUCCCUGAACCCAGAGUUGCUGACCCUUUGCCGGGACAGGAAACUUCAGAAUCAGCCAAGUGCUGAGAAACCGUCUGUGCAAGCCCCAGGAAGCAGCUCCUGGGGGCUCCCUGUGAUCUCUGAGGGCAAGGAGACCCUGCCCUGUCUUCGGUGGAUCAUGCAGCCUCCUGAGGGAUGCUGGAAGGAUCUUUGGCUGCAGAGGCUCUGAUGAAAAGCCCUACUGACCUGAGACCCCUCCCGAGAGUGACUUUGCUCACCCAAGCAGCAGGCCCACAUCUUGGCAAGAAGAGAAGAAGGAGAAAGGGCUGUCUCCCCAGUUCCCUCCACGUCUCCAUUGCAUGAAGACUUUCUUUCUGCCUGCCCAAUCCAUCCUUAUGAGACCCAAGCUCUGCCUCUACCAUGGCUCACCCUGAGGCAUGAGGCAGCAGGAAGAGGGAGCCUGAUCCUCCGAAAUGCCAUUUGCACCCCAGGCCCACGGCCAGCAGUGCAGGAGUGGCAGGAAGAUAAAGGGUAGACUCCGAGGGACUGAGGCCACGGCCGGCCAGUAACACUGACCCAGCCCAGGAUGAUGAGGUUCAGGGUCCCUCAGCCUCUCAGGUCCUCGCUGUCCAGCUGUCUCUCCUCUCCUCCUCCCCUGCUCCCACCCCUUUCUCUUCCAAUUGCCCCCAAAGGUCCAUCUCAGCCCAACUGGGGCCCCUGGGACCAGUGGCCACUGACCACUCAUUCUAUAGCAUUAAGGGAAACAUUCACAGGGUAUUUUUUGUCUACCUCGCAUAUAUAUAGAGUUUUUAGGGCAAAAGAAAAUAAUUUAUAUAGCUAAGAUAUAUAUGAGAGAAUAUUUAUGUUAUUUAUAUAGUUUCUAUAUUUUAUGGGCAGCAUCUGUGGGGGUUGUGUAUUCUGCUGGAAGCCUGUGUGUAUCUGGGGAAAUACAGCUGGCGUGAUUGGGGUCCCCACGAACUGGACACCAGGUGGCCAGGGAAGAGAUCUGGUGGACUCCAUGUCCCUUGGCUGGCUCUGUCCUGGAGCUGGUGAGCAGCAUCUUCUCUGAGCACGAACUCCGACGGGCUUCAUCCGAUCCUCCUUGUGAAGUCGUUGUAUAUUCUCAGCUCUUCCGGGUCCCAGGCCCCUGCUUCUGCUCUGGAAAAACUGUCCUGCUUAUGAUAAUAAUGAUAACAAGGAUGACCACACUUGGCAUUUGUAAAGCACUUUUGAUCUCCGGAACGACUUUGGUCCCUCUAGUCUCCCUCGAUUCCCCAUUCUCCCUAUGAGGUAGGUGCAGCCACAUCACGACCCAUUUUGCAUAUGCCGCUGAGAGGUGGAGGGCUGUGCUCGAAGUCACACUGAAGAGGUCCUUUCACUGAAUAUUUCCUGAGCGUCGACAUGGGCCAAGUGACGGGAGCUGAUCUAUCCUGGACCUGGGAGCCCCAAAGUCUGGAUACACCCAACCCCAAGAACCCAGGGAAAUGGCUGCUCCCCCAGGCUUGUGUGACCCUGCCUCUUGGAUCUAGACAGCAUGUCAGCAUUUUCUGUGUCUCAGGGGUUGGGACUGCCUGAGGGGCCUGGAGAGUUGAGGACCCCAUGGAGGCCACUCCAGGGGCUCCACCGGGCCCUCCCUCCCUUUGCCCACACCACCUGAGAGGGUUUGGCUGUACUGAGGGCCCCUCCCAGCCCAAAGAUGGGUUUUAUUUG